Messenger RNA from Lycium ferocissimum, 1580 nucleotides. Its product is annotated as kinesin-like protein KIN-1. Gene Ontology annotation, cellular component: microtubule; kinesin complex. The coding region runs from base 100 to 1482 and encodes 460 amino acids. Lineage: Eukaryota; Viridiplantae; Streptophyta; Magnoliopsida; Solanales; Solanaceae. Gene Ontology annotation, biological process: cytoskeleton-dependent intracellular transport; microtubule-based movement. Gene Ontology annotation, molecular function: ATP binding; plus-end-directed microtubule motor activity; ATP hydrolysis activity. The record is from RefSeq and is a predicted model, not a curated record. The transcript is spliced from 15 exons.
UCAUCAGCUCACUGGCAUUUUGGCGGGAAAACCUUCAUAGCUCGUUGAUCAAAAUAUACAUUCAAUUUUUUUGCAGUUUGAUCAUUGAUCAGCUUAACAAUGUUCAAUAUGAAAGUUUGCGUGCUAUUUAGACCUCUAAAUUCGAAGGAACUAUCUGAAUUUGGCGAUACCGUCUCUGUUCAAGGAAUUAACUCUGAGUCCUUCAUUAUCAAGGAUGAAAAGGAGCAGGAAUUUGAUUUUUGCUUUGAUAGAGUUUUCUAUCAAGGAUCUGAACAAGCUGAUAUAUAUGACUUUCUAGCUUUGCCUAUAGUCCAAGGUGCUGUAGAUGCAAUAAAUGGUACCAUUAUCACUUACGGACAGACAGGAGCAGGAAAGACAUAUAGCAUGGAGGGGCCAAGCAUUGUAGAUUGUGAAAGCAAGAAGAAAGGACUAUUGCAGAGAGUGGUGGAUGGGCUUUUUGAGACCAUAAUGAAUUCAGAUAAACCAAACAAAUACACAAUCAAAUUAUCAAUGGUAGAGAUCUACAUGGAGAAAGUAAGGGAUCUCUUCGAUUUAUCGAAGGACAACAUACAGAUAAAAGAGAGUAAAGUACAUGGAAUAAUUCUAAAUGGAGCAACAGAAGUAGCUAUAUCCAACUCUGCAGAAGCAUUGCAAAGCUUAUCAAGUGGUAUAGCUAAUAGAGCAGUCGGAGAAACACAAAUGAAUAUGUCGAGCAGCAGAAGCCACUGCCUCUACAUAUUUACUGUCCACCAGGGUCCGACAAAGGAUAAAAGGACCAAAUUUGGAAAGCUGAUACUCGUAGACUUGGCGGGGUCAGAAAAAGUUGAGAAGACUGGAGCUGAAGGUAAAAUUCUUGAAGAAGCAAAGACCAUCAAUCAGUCCCUCACAGCACUUGGGAAAGUGAUAAAUGCUAUGACUAGCAGCAGCACUCCAGGAAAACCAACUCAUAUUCCUUAUCGUGAUUCUAAGCUCACCCGGAUCCUACAAGAUGCUCUUGGUGGAUACUCUCAGACUGCAUUACUUUGCUGUUGCUCUCCAAGCCCUUCCAAUUCUUCAGAGAGCCUCUCCACUCUGCGAUUUGGUGCUAGAGCAAAGCAUAUAAAGGCAUCAGUACAUGUUAGCUGCAAGGAAGAUCUAGACAAUACUAAGGAUGCAACCGUAUAUACCAAUGUAGAUGAGUCCAGGGAGAGGAUACUGACCAAGCUGAGAGAGAGAAUGAGUGCCGCAGAUGUUCAAUUGCUGGAGGACUUAUUUGUACUGGAGGGGAUUUUCUUUGAUCCCAAUUCAGUUGAGGAGAUAGAAGCUGCGUAUAAAGAUGUUACAUCAAGGACAAUCUCAUCAUUGCAUAAAGCCGUGGAAGAGCUGAGUACAGUUGUGGAGAAGAUGAAGAGGGAGAAUGCCGCUCUUAAGGCCAGCUUGAAAGCUUCUGAAGAGUUUUGUCAACAUCAACUCGAAACAAGGCCGCUAUGCUUGAUUCUCUGAUUGCACUAAUGGACCUUCAUUUUUAAAGACUGCGUGUAAAACACCUCGAAUAUUGUUUGAUUACUGUAUAAAGGUAGUAGGUCUUUUGUCUUUUUGUU